Molecule: messenger RNA, 2512 nt
Organism: Oryza sativa Japonica Group (Japanese rice)
Lineage: Eukaryota; Viridiplantae; Streptophyta; Magnoliopsida; Poales; Poaceae
Product: wall-associated receptor kinase 2
Biological process (GO): protein phosphorylation; cell surface receptor signaling pathway
Cellular component (GO): plasma membrane
Molecular function (GO): polysaccharide binding; ATP binding; protein serine/threonine kinase activity
Source: RefSeq, a predicted model, not a curated record
AACCAGCAUGCGAUGCAAGCAGAGAAACGGGCAAAGAGUUAGCUAAGGUAGGAUGUCAGAGAUAAGGCACCUGCAGCCGGGUGUCGCCAUCUCAGCCGUAGUCUUGCUGUUAGGCAUGGCCCUGGCGCCGGCGACACCAGCGUCGGCUCAGCCAUUGCCUGGCUGCCCUGACAAGUGCGGCAACAUCAGCAUCCCCUACCCCUUCGGCAUCGGCGCCGUCUGUGCCCGCGGGCCCAAAUUCCAGCUCGAGUGCAACCACACCUACUCCCCUCCGCGCCUCAUCGCCGUCAUCGAUUCCCAAUCCAAUUUGGAGAUCCAUCUCGAAAGCCUGUCCCUCGCCGAUGGUGAGGCCCGGAUAUACAACAACGCGUCGCGGAGCUUGUACAACCACAGCACGGGGGACCUCGUCCGCACAAACGACGUCGUGUACUUGUUCUUGGGACGGGAAGGCCCUUACCGCUUCUCGUCGGCCAAGAACCGUUUCGUCGCACUCGGCUGCCCCAACCUCGGCCUUCUAUUAGACGCCACAGAAAAUUACGUGACCGGUUGCAUAUCCCUGUGCCGGUCGUCGCCGCUCGCCGUGUCAGCAGGGGCGUGCGCCGGCGUGGGAUGCUGCCAGAGCUCGAUACCCUCCGGUCUCCACACCUACUACGUGAACCAGGACAAGCCCAAGAACGUCACCCUUCAGUAUUAUGCCGCCACUGAUUACCGCUACGUGUUCUUGGCGGACGCCGAGUGGCUCAGUACCAGCUACCGCGGUGACUUCAACCGGACCGGCGACUUCGCCGUGCCCGUCGUGCUGGAUUGGGCCAUCCGGGAAGUCGGCAGCUGCGAAGCCGCCAUGCGCAACAAGGCGGACUACGCGUGCCGGAGCGCCAACAGCGACUGCGUCGACUCCACCGAGGGAGAAGGCUACCGCUGCAACUGCUCCAGGGGCUACGAGGGGAACCCCUACCUCGACGGUGGAUGCCAAGACAUCGACGAGUGCGAGCGAGAUAAGGACGCAUGCUUCGGCAACAAGUGCACCAACACGCUAGGAGGGUACUUGUGCAUGUGCCCGCCAGGUGCUCGUGGUAACCCGCUCAUUGAAAAAGGCUGCGUCAAAACUGAUCUAGGUUUAACUAUUGGUAUUGGAGUUGGCAGUGGUGCGGGGCUUUUGGCCAUGGCAUUCGGUGCAGUCUUUUUAACACGUAAGAUCAAGAAUCGUAGAGCAAACAUGCUUAGACAGAUGUUCUUUAAGCAGAACCGUGGGCAUUUGUUGCAACAAUUGGUAUCUCAAAAUACCGACAUUGCUGAAAGGAUGAUCAUCCCCUUAGCAGAACUGGAAAAAGCCACAAACAAAUUUGAUGAAUCUCGUGAGAUUGGAGGAGGAGGGCACGGCACCGUUUAUAAAGGGAUUCUAUCGGAUCUUCAUGUUGUUGCGAUCAAGAAAUCAAAGGUAGCAAUCCAAAGAGAGAUUGAUGAGUUCAUAAACGAGGUAGCCAUUCUCUCACAGAUUAACCAUCGCAAUGUGGUGAAACUUUUUGGAUGUUGCCUAGAGACAGAAGUGUCAUUGUUGAUUUAUGAAUUCAUAUCGAAUGGUACCCUUUACCACCAUCUUCAUGUUGAAGGGCCAUUAUCAUUGUCAUGGGAAGAUAGACUCAGAAUUGCAACUGAAACAGCUAGAGCCCUCGGCUACCUUCACUCGGCUGUAUCAUUCCCCAUAAUUCACAGGGACAUCAAGUCCCAUAACAUCUUAUUAGAUGGCUCCCUAACAGCAAAAGUAUCAGACUUUGGAGCUUCAAGGUGUAUUCCUGCUGAACAGACAGGAGUCACAACUGUUAUUCAAGGAACACUAGGAUACUUAGACCCCAUGUACUCUUACACGGGACGUCUCACCGAGAAGAGCGACGUUUUUAGCUUUGGUGUUGUUCUAAUAGAGUUACUUACUAGGAAAAAACCAUACUCAUACAGAUCACCUGAGGAUGACGGUCUUGUUUCGCAUUUCACUACGCUACUCACACGUGACAACUUGGGUCACAUACUUGAUCCUCAAGUCGUGGAAGAGGGAGGAAAAGAAGUUAAAGAAGUAGCUUUGUUAGCUGUGGCAUGUGUCAAGCUGAAAGCAGAGGAGCGGCCCACUAUGAGACAGGUGGAAAUGACACUUGAAAGCAUAAGAUCAUUGUUUCUGCAGCAAGAAGCUAUACAUAGCAUGGCCAAUAAAAGUUCUAAGGAGAAUCAUGUCUCAAUGAGUUACCCGGCAAAUGAAGGCACAAGUAUGGAGUCGACAAAACAGUAUAGCCUUGAAGAAGAGUACUUGCUCUCUUCAAGGUAUCCCAGGUAGUGGAAAUUUUUUUAAAAUAUAAAGCGUUGUCACAAUGUACAAGGUAUGAAAGGCACGCGGUCCAAAGCUAUAUGCACAACCGUGUUUUGUUGAUGUUCAUCUGAAUGUGUAUUUUUGUCAUCUUUCUUCCAGGCGCAUGAAAUUAACCUUUGUAUUAUGUUGAUAAUUUAUGCAAUCACAUUACCUUCA